GAGAUGUGAAGAGACAUUUUCUGAAAUGUUUACAAUUUUAUUCAUUGUUUGCAUAGUUUUGGUCAUAUUUAUACUUAAGUAUGUCUUCGGCAACUCAGGGUCGAACCCCUUUGCGAAGGACUGUCGAGAACCAGUGAAGAAGAUGGUUUACGACGAGAAAGUGAAAAAUAAAGUGCUGAAGCAAGGUUUUGUUGCCAGUAAAGUACCAGACAACCUGGAUGCAAUCAUCAUUGGUAGUGGCAUCGGUGGACUCGGGCUGGCUGUGAUGCUAGCUAAAGUUGGAAAGAAGGUUCUGGUUGUGGAGCAGCACGAUCGGGCCGGGGGAUGCUGCCACACAUUCACAGAGAAGGGCUUCGAGUUUGAUGUUGGAAUUCACUACAUCGGUGACCUGUGGGGCCACACGCCUUUUCGCUGCAUGCUGGACCAGAUGUCCAAUGGACAGCUGCAGUGGGAGCCUCUGGAGAAUGCAUACGACCACGUCAUUCUGGGACCUUUGGAAAACCGCCGCUCCUACCCCAUCUACAGUGGUAGUACUCGCUUCCCUGAAGAGCUCAAGAAACGCUUCCCAGGGGAGGAGAAGGCUAUUGAUGACUACAUGAGGCUGGUGAAGAAAACUGAGUUUGGCAUCUGGCUCCUUCUUGUGCUGAAGCUUUGUCCUUUACCCUUGGCCAAGUUCCUGAUCCACACUGGUCUUGUCAAACAUCUGUCUUCCUUCUUCAAAAUGGCGCCACGCAGCCUGACAGAUGUGGUCAACGAGCUGACAGAAAACAAGGACCUCAGAGCUGUCUUUACCUACAUCUUUGGCACCUACGGGAACAAACCAAAAGAUGCCAGCUUUGCCAUGCACAGUUUGCUGAUAACCCACUACCUAAGCGGAGCCUGGUAUCCUAAAGGAGGCAGCAGUGAGAUUGCUUACCAUAUGAUUCCCAUCAUUGAGAAGGCAGGAGGUGCCGUUCUGGUUCGAGCCCCAGUCAACCGUAUCUUGUUCAACGAUGCAAAGGAAGCUUAUGGUGUGAGUGUGUUAAAAGGUCAGGAGGAGGUGCAUGUCCAUGCCCCUAUGGUCAUUUCUGAUGCUGGUAUCUUCAAUACCUACGAGAAGCUGCUGCCCAAGGAGCUCCAGGCCAUGCCAGACAUUCAGAAGCAGCUAAGUAUGGUGAAGCACGGUGAAGGAGGCUUGAGCAUCUUUGUGGGUCUGAAUGGAACCAAGGAGGAGCUGGGCCUGAAAGCAAGCAACUACUGGAUCUUUGCUGAGAACAAUUUUGAUGAACUGAUGGAGAAAUAUAUGAAUGAGGAGAGAGAAAAGGCUUCUAAAAAAAUCCCCUUGCUGUUUGUUGCCUCCCCAUCAGCCAAAGAUCCAUCAUGGGAGGAGAGAUCGCCAGGAAAGUCUACUUUGAGCCUGGUCAGUUUUGCCAAAUACUCGUGGUUUGAGGAGUGGAAGGACGGCAAAGUGACGAACAGAGGGGCCGACUACAAAGAGCUGAAGCAAGCAUUCAUCAACUCCGCCCUGGAUGUGGUGAUGGAUGUUUUUCCAAAGAUCACCAGAGACAAGAUAGAGUACGUCGAUGCUGGAACCCCCAUCACUAACACACACUACAUCGGAGCACCCAAAGGUGAGAUCUACGGAGUGGACCACGGCAUCGCUCGGUUCAGCCCUGAACUCAACGCUACAAUAAGACCUCAGACUCCAUUGAAGAACCUCUAUCUGACAGGACAGGAUGUGUUUUUGUGUGGUUUCGCUGGCGGCCUCGCUGGAGCUCUCACCUGUGGCUCGGUUAUUCUUAAUCGAAAUCUCCACCUGGAUUCCUUCGUCUUGGCAAUGAAAACAAAAUAUAUAAACAAGAAGCUAAAGGACGAGUAGCUACUUCCAUUUAAUUAAAUUAACUAAUAAUAUGCUGCAACAUCACAGCUCAAUGACACAUUAAGAGCUAAAUCCCUUAUGAAUGAAUUUAUAUGCACACAUGUUGAACAGAAAUAUAUCAUGUCUUUGCUUUGGCAUGUUCACAUUUUGCACUAAUUUAUGUUAAACUGCUUGCUUUAUGAAUAGACACUAAUAUGAUUCAAGUCUGAUGCAUGUAGCAGGGAGUGUCAGGCACUCGGAAUUUCACAAAAAAGGGUUUUUGUCUUGAAUUUAUGCAUGUUUAUAUGAUUGAAUUGUUGCUCUUAGCAAUUUUAAUUGUUUGUAUAAACGAUUGCAAAUAACAAACAUGUUAUAACUCCUACCUAA
Molecule: messenger RNA, 2224 nt
Organism: Girardinichthys multiradiatus
Lineage: Eukaryota; Metazoa; Chordata; Actinopteri; Cyprinodontiformes; Goodeidae
Product: all-trans-retinol 13,14-reductase-like
Exons: 11
Coding region: 26-1858 (610 amino acids)
Molecular function (GO): all-trans-retinol 13,14-reductase activity
Source: RefSeq, a predicted model, not a curated record